AUGUCUAUCUCUUUCGAAAAGUUACCUCCUAAUUUUAUCAUUUCUUCGGACGAAACUUAUGCAACACUAUCAAUUCCACUCGAAAAAUCCGAGAAUGACGAUCGAGAAUAUCGAUUAAUCAUAUUACCUAACGAAUUAGAAGCUUUAUUAAUUUCAGAUAAAGAAACUGAUAAAAGCAGCGCCGCAAUAGAUGUCCAUGUUGGGCAGAUUUCAGAUCCGUCAAAUCUUCAAGGUCUUGCCCAUUUUUGUGAACAUUUGUUGUUUAUGGGAACUGAAAAAUAUCCCAAAGAAAAUGAUUAUAACGAGUAUCUAACAAAACAUAAUGGAACAUGUAAUGCAUAUACUGGCAUUGAUAAUACAAACUACUAUUUUGAUGUUGGACAUGAACAUUUGGAAGGGGCUUUAGAUAGAUUUGCACAAUUUUUUAUUUGUCCUCUAUUCAAUGAUGAUUGUACAGAUAGAGAGUUAAAAGCUGUUGACUCUGAAUAUAAACUUAAUCUUCAAGAAGAUGGUUGGAGGCAAUUUCAACUUGAAAAAUCUUUAUCAAAUCCAAAUAAUCCAUAUUCACAAUUCGGGAUAGGAAAUCUUGAAAGUUUAAAAGAUAUUCCAUCAAAAACUGGAUUAAACGCAAGAACAGAAUUAUUAAAAUUCCAUGAUAAAUUUUAUUCCGCUAAUUUAAUAAAAUUGGUCGUUUUGGGGAGAGAACCUUUAGAUAAAUUAAAUGAAUGGGUUGUAGAAAAAUUCUCGAUAGUUAAAAAUAAGUCGAUUCCUAUACCAGUUCCUGAAGGCCAUUAUCCUAUUACUGAGAAAGAAUUAGGGAGUCAAAUCUCAAUGAAACCUGUUAAAGAUAAUCAUGGCUUAGAAAUAACUUUCCCAUUUGUUGAUCAACAACCACAUUAUAAUACAAAACCUUCAAGAUAUAUUAGUCAUUUGAUUGGACAUGAAGGUGUUGGAUCAAUUUUAUCAUUGUUAAAAAAAAAAGGAUGGGCGAAUAGAUUGAAUGCUUUUUCAAGCCAUCAAUAUGUCGGAUUUGAGGUGUUUAAAAUAUCUAUUGACCUUACUGAAGAAGGGUUAGCUCACUAUGAGGAAAUUGUGAUAAUUUGUUUUCAGUAUAUUGAAAUGUUAAAACAAGGUGGUGUAAAGGAAUGGAUUUUCCGCGAGGUUCAAUCAAUUGCAUCAAUAGACUUUAAAUUUCAAGAAAAAUAUUCUCCAUCUUAUUAUGCUUCAGAACUUGCUGUGUAUAUGCAACGUCCAUAUCCUCGUGAAUUAAUUUUGAGUAGCCCUCAUUUAAUUCGUGAAUAUGAUCCAAAUCUUAUCAAUGAAGAAUUAAAUUAUUUAUGUUGGGAUAAAUGUGUUAUUACUUUGUCUAGUAAAUUAUUAAAAGGAUUUGAUAAAAAGGAAAAAUGGUUUAGUACUGAAUAUAAAUUUGAAAAGAUUAACGAAAAUCUUUUAAAGGCAAUCCAAAAUCCAGGACUUCAUCCAGAUCUUAAGAUCCAUCCGUCAAAUAUUUUUAUUCCUUCAAACUUUGAAAUUAACAAGCUUGAAAAUGUCACUCCAUGUACACGUCCAAAUCUUAUCAAAGACACAACAUUGAGUCGGCUUUGGUAUAAAAAGGAUGAUACAUUUUGGAUACCAAAAGUUGAAGCGCAUUUCUUAAUAAGAACCCCAAUAGUCCAUUCUACACCUCUAAAUUUUGUAAAAACACGAUUAUAUAUUGGACUUGUGAUUGAUGCAUUUACAGAAUAUGCAUAUGAUGCAGAGAUAGCUGGACUUAUUUAUUACCUUUAUAUUUAUAAUGAUGGAAUAGCUGUAUCAGUUCAAGGUUAUAAUGAUAAAUCUCCUCUACUUAUUCGUAAAAUUGUUGAAAAAAUGAAAUCAAUUCAAUUUGAUCCUAAUCGAUUUCAAAAAGUAAAAGAAGAUUUAAAAAGAAAAUUUGAUAAUCAUUCAUUAGAUUCACCAAAUUAUCAAGCCAUGUAUUAUAAAAGUUGUGCAAUUAUGCAACAAUUCUGGACUCACAAAGAGAAAAGUAAAUUAUUAGAAAAAAUUCAAUGUGAAGAUGUACAGAAAUUUUACCCAACAUUAUUUGAUCAAGUAAUGUUUGAAGGAUUUAUUCACGGAAAUAUGAGUCGAGAUGAUUCAUUAGACAUGAUUAAAAUAUUAGAGGAUAUAUUGAAGCCAUCUGAAGAAAUUUUAAAAUCACAAUUGAUUGGAAAUAGAAGUGUGUGUAUACCCGAUGGAAAAAAAUUUGUUUAUAGUAUGGAUGUACCAGAUGAAAAAGAAAUCAACAGUGCUAUAGAAUAUUAUGUACAAAUUGGUGAUAAAAUGGAUAGAGAGUUGAGAGCAAAGUUGGCAUUAUUAGGACAGAUUUCUGAAGAACCUUCUUAUGAUCAACUAAGAACUAAGGAACAAUUGGGAUAUUUGGUAUGGUGCAUGACAGAAGAAACAACUGGUAUGAUGGCAUUCCGAAUUGUCAUUCAGAGUGAAAAAGAUCCUAUAUAUUUGGAAAAUAGAAUCGAGGAAUUCUUAAUUAAAUUACAGACAAUAAUUGAAGAUAUGUCAGAAGAAGAAUAUAAAAAACAAAUAGCUUCAUUGAUUAGUAAGAAAUUAGAAAAGCCUAAGAAUUUAGGUGAAGAAAGUUAUAAAUAUUGGUACCAUAUUUGCUCUGGAUAUUAUGAAUUUAAUAAAGUUGAAAUUGAUGUAUCAAACCUACGUAAAAUCACAAAAUCUGAACUUUUAGAAUUCUACAAAACCUAUAUUCACCAUUGUUCACCUGUUCAUAAAAAACUUUCAAUACACUUGAAAUCCAAAAAUCUUGCAUUAUUAAAACGGUUUAAUUCAACCGACAUUAAAAAAUUACAUGCACUUGUAUCUUCUCAUGGAUUCGAAAGCAUUACAGAGGAUGAAUUAAAGGGAGCUAUUGAUAUUCUGAAAGUUCAAUGUGCUGGAAAAGAAAUUCGGGAAAUUGAUGUUGAGAUUAAAAAAUUGCUUUUGAAAAAAAUUAGUGAGAUGAAUAGUGACCAAGAAGAAAGUAAAGAAAUGGAAAUCAUACUAGAUAAAUUGUGUAAAGAUAUUAUAAUUGAAGAUUUGCUUUUAUUUAAAAGCAGAAUGAAAUUAAGCCCUGAUGCUAUGCCUGUUUUACCUUGGAAUAAUUAUUAUGAGAAUUAA
Molecule: messenger RNA, 3165 nt
Organism: Scutellospora calospora
Lineage: Eukaryota; Fungi; Glomeromycota; Glomeromycetes; Diversisporales; Gigasporaceae
Source: the annotation of a GenBank genome assembly